Molecule: messenger RNA, 6666 nt
Organism: Platichthys flesus (European flounder)
Lineage: Eukaryota; Metazoa; Chordata; Actinopteri; Pleuronectiformes; Pleuronectidae
Gene: shroom4
Product: shroom family member 4
Exons: 12
Coding region: 219-5741 (1840 amino acids)
Biological process (GO): actin filament organization
Cellular component (GO): apical junction complex; apical plasma membrane; adherens junction
Molecular function (GO): actin filament binding
Source: RefSeq, a predicted model, not a curated record
CUCCCUCCGUCCCUCCACACUUCAUCCAUCCGCUCCUUGUUGUCGCUCCUGCGGGGAUGGAGCUGCCGAGUCACCGCUACCGGCGCCGCUGAGCCCGCGACGGAGCACCGCAGCCCGGGCACCGCACCGGGGAGGAGGGCGGAGAAGAAAGAGAACCGGAGGAUACCGGAGGAAACGAAAGAGAGAGAGAAAGAGAGAGGGGGAUAAAGAAAGAAAGGAUGGAAACGGUCGAGCAGCUCGUCUCCUUCCACCACAUUCAGGUCCAGUUGAGCGGGGGCGCGCCGUGGGGGUUCACGCUGAAAGGAGGACUGGAGCACGGGGAGCCGCUCAUCAUCACCAAAAUCGAGGACGGAGGGAAGGCGGCGCACUGCGGGACGCUGAAGGUCGGGGACGAGCUCAUCAACAUCAACGGCUCGGCGCUGUACGGCAGCCGACAGGAGGCGCUCAUCCUCAUCAAGGGCUCCUACAGGAUCCUGAAGCUCACCGUCAGGAGGCGCAACGUUCCUCUGCUCAGGCCUCACUCCUGGCACCUGGCGAAGCUGUCGGAGCUGCCCCUCCCUCCCCCUCCCCCGUCUCCUCCUCCUCCACCUCCUCCACCUCCUGCUCCGGCCUGCCUCCCCCCCGCCGACUCCCCUCCUCUCCCCCCGCCGCCGCCGCCUCCGUCUGCCAUGCAGCUCCACCCCGGCCCCUACACAUUACCCUGGCACACAACUGACAACAGUGACUUGUCCAUGCAGUGGGGUCAGCUCUCCAGACCUUACUCCUCCACCGACAGAAGCAGUUCCCUGGGCUCCAUGGAGAGCCUGGACACGCCGACGCCCACCGCACAGCCGUACUCCGACUCCCACAACUCCCCCGUGGACCCGACCCUCUUCAACAACAAGAGGGACUCUGCCUACAGCUCCUUCUCCGCCAGCUCCAACACAUCCGACUACGCAGCUGUGCCGCUGAAGCCCGGUGAAACCUGCUCCAUGGAUAACCUCCUCCAGGGCCUGGGGCCGGCGUGCGGAGACUACCCUGCCGGUGAUGCCCCGACCCUGGGGAGGUCGUCCACCGAGGCCCCGGACGAGGCCCAGCUGAUUGCACACAAAUCCAGGUCCCUCACCAGGCCGAGACGGAGGCCUGUGGAGGUGAAGGAGAGGCCUUCGUCCUGCUGCUACGAGGUCGAGAGGAGGGGAGGGAACUUUGAGACCUUGAGAAAUGGAGAAGGAGGCGCGGAGGAGAGGAAGACGAGUCCUCCUCAGCCUCCGACCAGGACGGACAGCUUCAGAGCAACAAGGAGUCACAGUAAUGCUGCCAACAAGCGCUGUGCCUCCGCUCCCAUUGAGGUGUCCAGUCUGACCUCUUACUUUGAGGAAAACCAGUCGUCUCUGAACGGCUUCGUCUCGGCCCCAGAGGAAAGUGACAAAACUGGACGUUUCAGAGAGGAAACCUCAGACUCACACUACACACAGAGACCGACAAGAGACGUGACACACACUAGAUGUGACACUAGUGCUAACAAACACUGUAGUUUAGACGCCACCUCAGAUCAUCUUUCUGACCAAGUGACGCCCUCCCCUGUCCCCGUCCCCUCGUCUCCUCCGGGCUCCUCACCCGCCCAACCCUCAAAGGAGGUUGAGGGGCAGUCGGACACCAAGCUCUCCUCUGAGGAGCUUCACCGGCACAGCGCCCCAGAGAAGCUCCUCGCCUCACAACUCCAGUUACUGCAGUUUAACAGUGACAGCUCGUCAAUGGAGCCCAACUCCUCACACCAACCUGCAAAGGAAGAGCAGGACGCUGCUGAUAACCACCUCCACGCCCCGGCUACCAAAUGGGACGGCAGCCGCUGUUCCACCCCCGGAUCUGUGUUCCUGGAAGGGGAGGGUGAUGAGUCAUGUGACAGACUCGACGGGGUGUGUGUAAAUGGCGGACCCCCCUCCUCGGUUCAGCAUCAUCACCCCUGGGGCCGCUCGGUGAGCGUACCAGUAGACCCCAGUGGAACCCAGGGGAAACUGAGCUCGGACCAGAUACUUGAAAGUGACUUUGAGCCUCUCAGUGCUGCUGCCAGUGUGGACACUUUACUGGAGGAGCAGAGAGCGGAGGACAGAGGAAUGAGUGGAGGAAAGAAGGAGGAGAACGUGGAAGGAGAGGCAACGAUGAAGAAGUUAACCCCGUCGAGGAACCAUCGACGGAACCGCCGGCGCAACGAGCGAUUUGCUACCAACCUCCGCAACGAGAUCCAGAGGAAGAAGGCCCAGCUGCAGAGGAGCUGUGGCCCGGGGGGGUUGCUCUGCAGUGGGGAGACUGUCCCGGAGGAGGAGGGUCCCGACCUCCAUGACGAACAGGAGGACCCAGAUGUGCCUUCCCAGGAGAGGAGAACCAAAGUUGCUUUUGCUUCACCUGUGAUGCACGAAGACGUCAGGACAACAACAGCAGCUGAGAAACCAAACACUUCAAAUGAAUCAACCCAUGACGCCUUGACUCAGCCUCCGUCAACAACCUACACCCAGAGCAUCACCUCCAGGUCUGUCCAGGUUCUGGACCCAGUCCUGCCCAGUUUUGGUGUCGGCAUUCGAGUUGUAGAAGAACCAGCUCCUGCCGGGAAAGCCCGCCGCUGGCGUUGGACCCCUGAGAAUAAACUCCAACCAGAACCAGAGCAGGACCGAAGGUGCAGGGUCCCGGAUGAGAGGGUAUCAGGGGUCACAGGAUCACGACAUGGGGUUUGUACCUACACUUCCUCCUCCGCCUCCUCCACCACCUCCUCCCACAGCCGCACCUCUUCAUGUUCUCGGAUGGAGGACACCGACAUCCUUCCAUUUGCAGAUAGAAUGAAGUUUUUCGAGGAGACGAGUAAAAGCAUAUCUGGGUCAAAUGUUCCAAAUCUGUCGAGUCGUCGGCAGAAGAAACCCACGAACCACCCUGAGCACCAGGGAGGGGAGCUCGGCCUGCACCCAACCCAAAGGAGAUACUCCUACCAGGGGGCGCUUCCUCAGGACAGCUCCCUGCUUUCAGACACUAUGGAGAGCAGGAGGCAGUCGGUGAGCACCAGCAGGGAGAGGCAGCGAGAGAAGGAGAUGGAACGGGAGAGGGAGAGGGAGGAGAGGGCAAGGGAACGAGAGAGGGAAGAGAGGUUGAGAGAAAGGCAGCGGGAGGACAGAUUGAGAGAAAGGGAGCGGCAGCAGGAGAAGGAGAGACAAGAGAGGGAGCUGGAACUGGAGAAAGCCCGGCAGAGGGGGAUUCAGCGGGAGAGGGAUCGAGAGGAGAGGAUGAGACAGUGGGAAAGGGAAAGAGAGAGAGAGCUAGAGCUGGAGAGAGAGAAAGAGAUGGAGAGACUCCAGAGAGAAAGAGAGGAAGAGCUCCAGAGAGACAGAGAGAGGGAGGAAGCUGCUCAGCUCAGCGUACGUCAGGAGUUUCGUGGCAAAGAAAAUCACCAGGACUUCCAGCACAACUUCCAGCUCCAGCCUCGUGCGUUCUCCCAGAGCCAGAGUCCAGCCCCGCGGUCGGCCUUCCAUCCCGUCUGCCCCCCCUCCCAGUCCUUUGAGAACCAGCAGCCUCUGCAGCAGGGACACACGUCCAGGAGCUACACACCCACAGAGACGCAUCCUGCCCGGAAGCAGGACACGACCGCGCUCAACAGGAAGUACAGCCUGACCGAGAGGGACUACCCCGGCUGGAGACGAGAGUCCAGACCCCCGGAGAGCGUCCCCCAGCCCCAGCAGCUCCACCACGGCCCAUGUGGCCCCGGAGACGUCGACAGCAGCAGCGGAUUCUCAUUCCCUCCCCCGCCGGCUCCUCUCGGGCUGCGAGGACGAGCCAUGUCCGAGAACGACCUCCGCUUCGACAGCAGUCACCGCUGGUCCCCGUCCAUCUGUGUGGGGACCAAUCAGACGCUGAGCGAGGUGGAGGAAGGAGCAGGGGGGGAAGCGGCGAGCACCUUCAGUCCGAACAGGAAGAAGACUCCGCCUCCGCCGAGGCCGCCGCCGCCGAAGUGGGAGCAGUUCCACCGGAGGCGUGCGUCUCACCACACCCUCUUCUCCUCCACCGCUCCUCUCUGCGUCCCUCCCUCCAUCAACACAGCAGAGGGACACUGUGCGUCUUACCUCCCCCCUCCGGAGACGUCCAGGCAGAGGUCCUACAGUCUCCCCCCCGAGAGGAAGGAGGUGACGGAGGUCUGUCCCCACUGCAGCUGCAACCAAACCCAAACCCAGGAGCACACCUUCCCCCACGCCCCGUCCAAUCAGCAUCAGGCUCCGUUCCAGGACCGGUCCUUUACCGUGACUCCGCCCAGUCCCAUGUUUUCCAGACGGGCGUUCAGACCGGUGGCCCCGCCCCAGAGAGAGAGGGAGGGCAACCUGCAGAGCUCGUACGGCGAGGAGGAAGAGGAGGAAGAGGAGGAGGUGGUAUCGUCUUUACCUUCACCACCGACGGACACGAGCAGGUCGUCUGAGGUUCACGACCACGAGAGGACGACAGCGAAGCAGCAGCACAACGUGAGACCAGGAGCCGAGUGGGAGCGACCCCCUUCUCCCAGAGCUCCCAGUGGAGUUCCUCCUCCUGAAUCCUACUUUGCCAUCGACUACGAGCGGCAGCAGCAGCAGGAGCAGCUCCGUGUGACCAGAGGCCUCCAGGCUGAGGAGCAGCAGAAGAUCCCAGAGCCGGGAACCGAGUCAGAGACGACCCUGAGCCCGAGUCCUGCUCACAGCCUGGAGGCCGACCUGGACCUCCCGAUGGAAACGGACAUCGAUGAUUUCCAGGAGGAGGAGCUUCCAGGAGAGUUGGAACCAAUCACCAGCGAGCUGCCGUGCUUCGCGCUGCCGGUGACGGUGCUGGAGACGGACAUCGACACGUACCCGGACUCUGAGGCCUCGCCGCCGGGCAGGACGAGGGCGGAGAGCAGCUCUGUGGAGGAGGAGCUGGAGACCAGUGAGGGCAGCCGAGAGAGGCUGAGCCUGGAGGAGCUGUUCCCCCAAAACAGUGAGGGCGAGUCGGGCACGGAGAGCUGGAGGGGGGCCUACCAGAGCCCGGAGCACAACACCGACAGCUUGGACAGGCGCUCCGGGGCGAGCUCCAGCUGUUCGUCCUAUUACAGCACGUCGGCCGCCAAAGCUCAGCUCCUGUCUCAGAUGAAGGACUUCACCGACCACCGGGAGAGAGACGAGGACGACGAGCUGAGCUACAAGAAGCAGCUGAUGGAGAGUCUGCGUAAGAAGCUGGGCGUGCUGAGAGAAGCUCAGAGGGGUCUGCAGGACGACAUCAGAGCCAACACCCAGCUGGGAGAGGAGGUGGAGAACAUGGUGGUGUCGGUGUGCAAGCCCAACGAGGUGGACAAGUUCCGCAUGUUCAUCGGGGACCUGGACAAGGUGGUGAGUCUGCUGCUGUCGCUGUCCGGGAGGCUGCUGAGGGUGGAGACCACGCUGGACACGCUGGACCCGGAGACGGAGCAGAACGACCGGUUCCCUCUGCUGGAGAAGAAGCGUCAGCUCAUGCGGCAGCUGUCGGAGGCCCAGGACCUGAAGGACCAUGUGGACCGCAGAGAGCAGGCUGUGAGCCGGGUGCUGGCUCGCUGCCUGCUGCCCGACCAGCACCGAGACUACAGUCACUUUGUGAAGAUGAAGGCUGCUCUGCUGGUGGAGCAGAGGCAGCUGGAGGACAAGAUCCGGCUGGGAGAGGAGCAGCUGAGGGGGCUGAGGGAGAGUCUGGGACUGGGACUGGGUCUGGGACUGGGACUGGGAAUGUCGAUGGGAUACGGACAUUACUGAAGAUGCUUUAACUCCGGAUCGGUUUGAAGACGAGGGAGGAAGGAGCUGGAGACAGAGUCGAGUUUAACAUUAAAAGAAGUCAACGUUCUGUUUAAUGUGUUCAUUUGGUUCAUGGCUGAGUUCUGAGAUGAGAAGAUCUCAAACCUCUGUUCGUUUUGAAGCUGCAGCUAAUGAGCUUAGCGUAAAGCAAGGAACCCAUAUGGUAGCGUGGCCCAGUCCAACCUAAGGACUGGGUUUGAAGAUGGACGAGAGGACGGCUGCCGACAUCGAACAACAGAACCGAACCACAGCUCAUCUCUGGGAUCUGAGAUCAGAGGAGGUCGUGAAGAACCUUGUUUUCCUCCCGUUCAGAGACUGGAACCUUCUCAUCCUGAGGUUCUCUGAGGCUGGAGCACGUCCUGUAACUCUCCUCCACUCCCAACUCAUCACACUAUGUUGCCAAAGACAUUUCCCCUCGGUGCUGCUUAUUGUUUCUUCUUCUCUUGUUUAUUUAAGUUUCAGAGAACUCGGUGCUUCGGAACCAAGAAACAACAAAACUCUGGAAAAUGUCCGGACUCGCUUUUUUUGCCCAAACAUUUUCCAGAUUCAUUUCUGAAAUCGCAAACGACACUAAAGUCACGCUGGUGACGUCCAGUCUGCAGCUUCAUUAACCGUCACUGGGACGUUAGCUAAACGUAGAAACACGUUUACCGUAUAAUCCGGCAACGUAUCAUAUUCUUCGUAAACGUCCGCGGCUGUGACUCGUUUCACUUUGUGGAGUUUGAGACUCCACCCACUGUUGUUGUGUACAGAAGACACUUGUGUUCAUAUCGUAUACCUUGUGUAUAUAAUGCUUUGAUUUGUUUUUUUAUGACUGGAAUUGUUUGUAAAAGAAAUGAAAAGAUCGGAGAGUAAAGGAAGUUUCCUGUGUUUUGAUCAGAUUGAA